AUUUGGUGUUGAUCAGCCGUUCAGAGUGGCUCGACUUCGUCUCCGCUGCUGUCCCUACCGAUUCCGCCCAGUUUUCCUGCGCACCGUGAACCAAUUGUGUGAAAUCAUUGCUCACCUCAUCCAUCCUUCCAUCAUGAACAAGUGCUCGUUGUUGAUGUUCGUUGUGAUUUGCGCCCUGGCCGCACAGAGCGCAAGAGUUGCCGACGCCCAGUCGGCCAAUUUCUUCAGCAAUUUCUUCACCAUCUUCCGCCGGGCCAGCCGGCCGGGCAGCAGUACCAAGCCCGGCAGCAGCAGUUCCAGCUCCAAGCAGCUGAGCGCCGCUUCCAUCAAUCAAUGGAGUUCGUUGCCGGAAGUCAAAACCAUCACCAUGACGAUGACGGAAACGGAAACGACAGAGAUGUUGAUCACGUCCACCAUGUCGGAAUUCUUCACUGUCACCGAGACCAUCACCGAGCGGCUGAUUGCCACUUCGACGUUGACCAGGAAGAUGACGGCCACCGCCACUCAGGUCGUCACGUCUUGCCCCGACCAGGAAAUCGGAUUGAGGAGGAUCAACUGGAAAGAGAUCCCAAACAGGAUCGAGGAGAUUAUGAAGCGAUCCGGCGUUCCUGCAUUGGAAUAUUCCGCCAUUCCGGAAGGCCCUUACAUCAUUAAAGGACGUACUUUUGACAUUGAAUCGUCCAUUGACGGUGACGAACAACAGCAACAGCCCGAGGGUGAAUCCAAUGAAACGCUAGUUGCUUCCGAAGAUGAACCAUCCGUCUAAAUUUAAAUCAUUCACAAAAUAAUUCAUUAAUUAAUUUAAUCAUACAUUUUUUUAAAAGAGACAAGUCUUAACAAAAAUUAAAGUACAUAUUUUAUAACAUUUCAACGUGCUACAAAACUCAUCCACCUCCCUCGCUUCAUCAGCCGCGGUCGCAUUUAUUUAAGUAUUUGAUAUUUUUAUCCCUUCUCCCAUCCUAAAUUAAUUAUUCGAAGAAAAAGAACGCUAAAAGAAAAAUGGACAAAAAUUCACGAAGAGAUUUUUCGAAUUCCCGUUCAAUUGUGUGACUUUGUGUGUGUGUGUGAAUAUUAUUAUAAAUAUCUAUUAUAUCUACAAGAAAAACCUGUUUUUUUUUUCGUUUCUGGCUUAGAGACUAGAGAAAAAAUAGACCCGUUUGACUCUUUACUCGUCCAGGCGGAAAAAAAGUUUGAUCGU
Messenger RNA from Daphnia pulicaria, 1198 nucleotides. RefSeq lists its product as uncharacterized. The transcript is spliced from 2 exons. Lineage: Eukaryota; Metazoa; Arthropoda; Branchiopoda; Diplostraca; Daphniidae. The record is from RefSeq and is a predicted model, not a curated record. Bases 134 to 766 code for a protein of 210 amino acids.